Messenger RNA from Branchiostoma floridae (Florida lancelet), 1373 nucleotides. Its product is annotated as homeobox protein Hox-D9-like. Gene Ontology annotation, cellular component: nucleus. Gene Ontology annotation, molecular function: RNA polymerase II cis-regulatory region sequence-specific DNA binding; DNA-binding transcription factor activity, RNA polymerase II-specific. The record is from RefSeq and is a predicted model, not a curated record. Gene Ontology annotation, biological process: regulation of transcription by RNA polymerase II. Bases 329 to 1141 code for a protein of 270 amino acids. The transcript is spliced from 2 exons. NCBI's taxonomy places the organism in Eukaryota, Metazoa, Chordata, Leptocardii, Amphioxiformes, Branchiostomatidae.
AGGGCAGUGACGUCUUGUGCCAUAACCGAACCGCCAUCGGCAAUUGGGCACAGGUGAUGGUACUGUCGAUAUCGAUCUGUGGGCCGUUGCUUUUUGAAACGUAGGCGGGCACCAGAAGUUAUGAUUGUGCCAAUAUGAUAUCUGCGUGCCGUAUUACCGGGCGCGACUUUAAUCUUACUGCUCGCAAUAUGCUAUAAAGGGUCGUUGGGAUAAUUUUCAGCUUCUGCCUGAUUGACCCUUUUGAGCCCUUUUCUGAAAUCGAAAUUUUUAAUCACAUCGCACACGCCGCCUUGUCUGCUGUUGACUAAAAAGAGGUUGAUUUAUAGUCAUGGCAGACAUGCGGAAUUGCCUUCAGUCACAAAGCAAGCCGUCCGACGCGCAUAAGGGAGUCGCCCCUCGACCGAAUACACCGACGUUUGCGCGGCAAACAGCGAGAGUAGUAAAUUUGGGGGCGAUGGAGUCCUACACAGGAUAUCACUCCCAGUUUCUGGGGCCGGGGCCGGCCCCGUACGACUCACGCCAGGCCAUGGGGCAGACGUUGAACCAGUGCCCGUGCCAGGGCUGCUCGCUACGAUGGCAGCAAACAACACAACCGGCAGGACCGCACAACAACGCCCUCUGUCCACCCUACUCGUCCUACGACCACAGCCUGCUCAAGCCGACCUGGAACAACCAGGCGAAGGACUUCGGCCCUAUUUUCUCAGGGAGCAACUUUUCUCAGAACUUUGGUGGACAGAACUAUCCUGUACAUGACGGACUCAACAAGACAAGCGGCGUGAGAGAGAACUGUACGGUGGGGAGUUUAGACCCGUCUUCCUCCCUACCCCCGUGCAGGUAUUCCAUGGCAGGGCCGUCCCAGAAUUUGGGACUCCCUCCUUCAAAAAACGUCCCGGACGGACCCGUAGUCGCAGCCGCUGACCAAUCAGUUGCACGUGGUGGGAGGAAAAAGCGCUGUCCGUACACCAAGUACCAACUCUCGGUCCUGGAGCAAGAGUACAUCCAGAACAGAUACGUCAGCAGAGAGACACGUCUUGAACUGUCCCAGAGACUCAACCUGACCGACAGACAGGUCAAGAUCUGGUUCCAGAACCGGAGAAUGAAGCAAAAACGUCUGGAGUUUCGCUCUAGAAACCAGACCUAAUACAGACUCGUUCUAUAACCCCAUCUCUCUUUUUUUAGAAUGUUUGUAUUUCUCAUAUCAGACCCGACAGAAACGCAACAUACGACAUCCUUAAGUUGUCGUCUCUUUCUUAGAACUUCUAUUUCUGCUCCGUGCCAUAGCGUCUUCAUGGAAAAAGAUACAAUGUAUUUUUUCUUAGGGUAACAGGGUUUUCUAUAUACUACACUCAUAUACAACAUAGAAUAGUUCGGAA